AUGGAAGCAAUUAUGAGUCAAUAUAACAGCUUAUUGAUGCAGCCAGAACCUUCAUUUAUGAUUUCUAUAGCAAAUAACGACUAUUCUAGAUGGAAUUGUGUAAUGGAAGGGCCUCCGGAUACUCCAUAUGCAGGCGGGAUAUUCCAUUUUACAAUGGAUCUUGCAAAUUAUCCUAAUACAUGCCCAGUAAUUGUAUAGCGCUUGCACACAUUUAGCGUCCUAACUCUAUCUCUGUUACUUGGAUCAGAAAAGUUACUUAAAAUUUGCAAACACUGAUUCUUUUUCAUAUUUGCAAACUUGGAGUCACCUUUAGGUGGCUUGUCAGACUCCAAGUUAUAGCGAAAAAGUUAGUGUGAGAUCAUGCUAAAUACGUGCAAACACUAUAUUUCAAACACCUAUUUACCACCCAAACAUAAGUCCUGAAGGAGGGAUGUGCUGAGAUCUUUAUUAUGGAAAAUGGAUAAGAACAAUCCCAAUUCGCAUUGUUUUUACAUAUUUGAUUGGCUUGCUUGCUAACCCAACUUCUCAUCAAAACUCUUUACAAGAAGCUGACAAUUUACUGAAGACCAAUCGAGAAAUGUUUAAUUUAAGAGCAAGGGAAUAUACACAAAGAUAUGCAAAAUAA
Blepharisma stoltei is the source of this 625-nucleotide messenger RNA. The record is from the annotation of a GenBank genome assembly. NCBI's taxonomy places the organism in Eukaryota, Ciliophora, Heterotrichea, Heterotrichida, Blepharismidae.